This is a messenger RNA of Beauveria bassiana ARSEF 2860, 495 nucleotides long. Its product is annotated as restless-like transposase. Bases 1 to 495 code for a protein of 164 amino acids. The record is from RefSeq and is a predicted model, not a curated record. NCBI's taxonomy places the organism in Eukaryota, Fungi, Ascomycota, Sordariomycetes, Hypocreales, Cordycipitaceae. The transcript has a single exon.
AUGUCACAAAGUUCAGACUUUGGGGCUACGAAUUCCGUAUCGCCUUCGCCUGUCACCCCGGGUCCCUUGACACCAGCUCCAUCCACACCUGGCCGUCCACACCGGCUGAGGCUCGCACCGGUCGACGAGACGAAGAUCGGCUGUUCCGAAACUUCCGUGGCUAUACGUGGUCUCAACGAAGCAAUGAUACAAAAGUCAUGGGCUUGGACAUAUGGCUUCGACAUCGAGAGAGGCUCAGAUUGGCGAUGGGUCUGCAGAGUGUGCAUCGAACGGAAUCGGCCGAAGGCCAGCAACGUCAUUUCCAUUGGCACCCACAAUGCUGAGCGGCAUCUCCGGGACCACCACAAAAUUCUAGAUAAUUCUGGAAAACGGUUUGCGCCAAAGACUCGAAAGAAACCGUCCACGGGAUACCAGACGAUCACAAAUGCCUUCAACCUCAUUCUAAUCAUCCGACUAUCGCGAAUGGCGAUGGACUUCAUGACGGGCAGGCGAUGA